AUGUCUGACUCAAAGUCCGUAUCCGACUGCGAUGUCGAGAAGGACCAGAUCCGCCAGACUCUGUCCGACCAGAGUCAUGUUGACACCGUUGGCCCCUCGGCGGCGCCACGCGUCAGCAUCAAGGUCCCCCGCACUCAGACCACCCGCUCCCACAUUCCCAUUGGCUUUCGCACAUUAAGUAUACAGGUCUACGACUCCCGAGGCGUUGAAGGUGCAAAGAGCAACGAUCACCUCUCCGAUUCCGACUUUUUCGGAUCGCUCGACUUCCAUACCGUCGAUCCCGACGCGCUUGCUCAGAGGUUCAACGUGCUUCCCGAGUCCGGCCUCGACACCCCUGCCGCCACCCGCCGUCUCGAGCGCAACGGCAAGAACGUCCUCACUCAGAAGAAGAACAAGUAUUGGCUCAAGCUCUUCCACUACACCUUCGGAGGCUUCUGCUCCAUCCUCUGGAUCGGUGUAAUUAUUUUCUUCAUCUCCUGGAGGCCCCUCGGCAACCCUCCACAGGCUUACAACCUUGCUCUCGCCAUCGUCGUCUUGAUUGUUAUCUUCUUCCAAGCCAUCUUCAAUGCUUUUCAGGAUUGGUCGACACAGAAGGUAAUGAACUCGAUCCUUCACCUCUUGCCCGAGAACGCCGUCGUCAUCCGCGACGGAGAGCACAAGUCCAUCUCCGCUUCCGAACUUGUCGUCGGCGAUGUAUGCAUCCUGUCCACAGGUAACAAGGUUCCUGCCGACAUGCGAAUCAUCAAAGCCUCCGCCGACCUCAAGUUCGACCGAUCCGUGCUCACUGGUGAGUCCGAAGAGAUCCCUGGUACCGUCGAGCCCACCGAGACCAACUUCCUCGAAACCAAGAACAUUGCUCUUCUCGGCACCCACAUUUGCAACGGCAACGCCACUGGUAUCGUUGUCCUCACCGGCCCGCGCACCGUCAUGGGUCGCAUCAACAAGCUUACCAAUGACGACAAGGAGAAGCCAACCCAGCUGCAAAAAGAGAUCUCGCGUUUCGUCUACAUCAUCAUCGGCCUGACAGUCACGCUCGUCCUUAUCAUGCUUAUCACCUGGCUCGCUUGGCUUCGAAAGGAUCAUCCAGGCUUCCUCAACACCGUCGGCAUCUUGACAAACCUCAUGAGUCUCGUCGUUGCCUUCAUCCCCGAAGGUAUGCCUGUCGCCGUCGCUCUGACCCUUUCGUUGAUCGCACGUCGCAUGCGUGAUGUUCGGGUGCUGCCCAAGUCGCUCUCCACCGUUGAGACGCUCGGUUGUGUUAAUGUCAUCUGCUCGGACAAGACCGGAACUCUGACCGAGAACAAGAUGUCGGUUAACUCGAUCGGCUUUGUCGACAAAGAGUGCACCAGGAUCGACAUUUCUAGCAUCGAUCAGCCAGCCGUCUUCGACGAACUGAAUAAGGGGAUGGCUCUUUGCAACGAUGCUUUCUUUGACCCUUCAAGCGAUGCCGUUCUGCCGUCGGAGCGUAGUGUUCAGGGCAAUGCCACUGACGCCGCUGUUCUCCGCCUCUCAGCCUCGCUUCCUGGCUCUGAAGAGAUCAAGGCUUCCUUCCGGCGUGUCUAUGAUAUUCCAUUCAAUUCGAAGAACAAGUUCAUGCUCACCGUCAUGCGAAGCAACAGCGACAAAGCCACCACCACUGCUGACGAAAUGUUUGUCAAGGGUGCCCCUGAUGUCCUCAUGCCACGCAUCUCGCACUUCUUUUCAGCUAGAGAUGGUCAGACCAAGGUCUUUGAUGACAUGGCUCGUUCUCAGCUCGUAAGCAAGCAAGAGGCAUGGUCUCGCCGCGGCGAGCGUGUCAUCUUGCUCGCCAAGCGCCAAUUCAUCGCCUCUUCUAAGCCCGGGACAGGAGAGUACGAAGACGAGGUCGCUGCCGCCAGUCAAGAAGACCUUAUUGUCAUCGGUUUACUCGGUAUCAUGGAUCCCCCUCGCUCUGAUAUCCGUCACACCGUCGCUGAAUGCAGGAGGUCUGGAUCUCGCUUCUUUAUGGUCACUGGUGACUUCUCUCUUACUGCGGCUGCCAUCGGCAAGAUGGUCGGUAUCUUCACUCACAAUGGCGAGCCGGACUGCAUUGCCAAUUUUGAUGUCAAGGGUCGAUACGUCAGCGAACCACCCGCCCUCAACGAGAAGGCACUUAAGAAACAGAACGGGCCCAAGGACAUCAUCGAGGCCAGUUUGCUUGUCGAGGGCAAAGAGAUUCCACAGAUCACACAGCAGCAGUGGGACGUCGUCUGUCGCUACGAAGAGAUUGUUUUCGCGCGUACCACACCCGAGCAGAAGCUCAAGAUCGUCAACGAGCUUCGAGACCGCGGCUGUGUUGUCGCCGUUACCGGUGACGGCGUCAACGAUGCUCCCGCGCUCAAGGCGGCAGACGUCGGUAUCGCCAUGGUAUCCGGCUCAGACGUUGCCAUGGAGGCUGCUGACCUUGUUCUUAUGGGCGACUUCAGCUCGAUCAUCCAAGCCAUCAAGCUCGGUCGCCUUGUCUUCCAGAACUUGCAAAAGGUCAUCUCGUACCUUCUGCCCGCGGGCAGUUGGUCCGAAGACUGGCCCGUCAUCCUCAACGUCUUUUUCGGUGUUCCUCUUCCACUCAGCUCCUUCCUGAUGAUCAUCAUCUGCUGUUUUACAGACUUGGUCUGCUGCCUUACUCUCAUCUUUGAAAAGGAGGAAUUCGACCUGCUCUCCCUGGCGCCAAGGAACCCCAGAUCCGAUCACCUGGUCAACAAGGCCAUUUACGGACAGAGCUACCUGUUCAUCGGUAUGAUGGAGACGCUCACCGCGCACUCAAUGUUCUUCCUCUACAUUUGGAAGUACGCUAAGAUCCCCGUCAAAGACAUGUUCUUUGCCUUUGAAAAGUUCGGCGACGGCUUCCACGGCUACACGGCGGACGAGCUGAACCACUUCCUCGCUGUGGGACAGUGUGUAUACUUUGUCACGCUCGUCAUUCUCCAGUGGGGUAACUUGCUAUCGGUCCGCAACAAGCGUCUCUCCAUAUUCCAGGCCGAUCCCAUCCGCAAGCAACGUCGCAACCCCUACCUCAUCCUCGGCCCUCUUGCUGCGCUCGUCAUCGCCAUUUUCGUCACCGAGGUCAAAGGCAUCCAGAACCUCUUUGGCACUGCUUCGAUCCCCAUCGAGUUCUGGCUCAUCCCCGUUCCCCUCGCCAUCGGCAUCCUUGUCAUGGAUGAGCUCCGUAAGCUGCUUGUCCGCACUUUCCCUAACAGCAUCAUUGCUAAGAUCGCCUGGUGA
Molecule: messenger RNA, 3240 nt
Organism: Mycosarcoma maydis (corn smut)
Lineage: Eukaryota; Fungi; Basidiomycota; Ustilaginomycetes; Ustilaginales
Product: K, P-type ATPase
Exons: 1
Coding region: 1-3240 (1079 amino acids)
Biological process (GO): intracellular potassium ion homeostasis; potassium ion import across plasma membrane; proton transmembrane transport
Cellular component (GO): membrane
Molecular function (GO): P-type sodium:potassium-exchanging transporter activity; ATP hydrolysis activity; ATP binding
Source: RefSeq, a predicted model, not a curated record